UGUUGGUGAGAGGGUCUGUGGUGGUGUUCGGUCUGGACUGUAUCUCCUGUUUUUAGGCCUAUUAGGAAGGACACCUGGAUGCAUCUGAAAGAGGAAAUGGAGCCAGUGACCUUUGAGGAUGUGGCUGUGAACUUCAGUCCAGGAGAGUGGGCUCUGAUGGAUUCCAGUCAAAAGCAGCUCUACAGAGAUGUGAUGACAGAAACCUUUAUGAACCUGAUCUCCAUAGGGAAAACAGAAGAAAACAUUGAAGAGGAUUAUGCAAAUGUCGGAAGUCUGAGAACUCAGAUGAUUGGGAGAGACUGUAAAUAUGAAGACAGUUUUCAGUGUGGAGAAGCCCACCACAGAAUUCCAGAAUAUGUUGUUAACAAGGGCAUGCCUUCUGCAACAGCAGUGUAUGAAAGCAAUGUGUGUACAAGAGGUAUCAGUGCUCACUCCCCUUCACGUGUGCAUCUCACAGAUGAAACUGGAGAGGAACCAUUUGAGAAUAAGGAACAUGUACAUGUAGCUUUCCAGUAUGAGAAACAUUAUACAGAUGUCGCUUCUUCUGAGCCCUUUCACAUACUAGAAGGUCCUAGAGAGAGAGUUUAUCAAAAGAAACAGCCUAAUGAAGCCUAUAGGAUUCUCACUUCUGAUCAAAAUUAUGAGAGAAUUGAUGACAGUGAAGGUACGCAUAAUCAGUUUGAAAAAGCUGUCCAGAGAUACGCUUAUUUUCAGAUGUAUGAAAAACUCCACACUAGAGUGAAACCAUUUAUGUGUAAGCAAUGUGGAGAAGCCUUUGUUCAUUUCAACCAACUUGUCUACCAUGAAAGAAUUCAUACAGGAGAGGAAUGUUAUGUGUGUAAUCAGUGUGGAAAAGCAUUUAGACACUAUUCAUACCUCCAGAAACACGAAAGAAUUCACAGUGGAGAUACACCUUAUGUGUGUAAGCAGUGUGGCAAAGCCUUUGUUCGUUCCUCACACCUUCUUGUCCACGAAAGAAUUCACACUGGAGAGAAACCUUAUACAUGUAAGCAUUGUGGAAAAGCAUUCAGCCAUCACAGUGCCUGCUACAGACACGAAGUAAUUCACACUGAAGAGAAGCCCUAUGUCUGUAAGCAAUGUGGGAAAGCAUUUACUUGUUCCACAUCCCUUCGCAACCACGGAAGAAUUCACACUGGAGAAAAACCUUAUGCGUGUAAGCAGUGUGGCAAAUCCUUCAUCCAACGUGAUGCCUGUUACAAUCACGAAAGAACUCAUACUGGAGAGAAGCCCUAUGUGUGUAAGCAAUGUGGGAAAGCAUUUACAUGGUCCACAUGCCUUCGCAACCAUGAAAGGACUCACACUGGAGAGAAACCUUACACAUGUAAGCAUUGUGGAAAAGCCUUCACCCAUUCUAGUACCCGGUAUAGUCAUGAAAGAAUUCAUACUGGAGAGAAACCAUACGUAUGUAAAAAGUGUGGCAAGGCAUUCAUUCAUUCCAGUCAUCUUAUCAGCCAUGAAAAGAUCCACACUGGGGAGAAACCGUAUCCAUGCAAGCAUUGUGGGAAAGCCUUUAUUCAACGUAAGGCUUGUCACAAUCAUGAAAGAACUCAUACUGGAGAGAAACCCUAUGCAUGUAAAUAUUGUGAAAAGGCAUUUAGGUGUUCCACAUACCUUCGAAACCAUGAAAGAACUCACACUGGAGAGAAACCUUAUAUAUGUAAGCAUUGUGGAAAAGCCUUUACACAUCAGAGUGCCCGUUACCGUCAUGAACGAAUUCACACUGGAGAGAAACCCUAUGUAUGUAAAAAAUGUGGGAAGGCAUUCAGUGAUUGUAGCUACCUUGUGAAGCAUGAAAGAAUUCAUUGGAGAGAAACCUUACACAUGUAACAAUAGAGAAGUUUUUAUGUGUUCUACAUUCCUUUAUAUACACAAAAGAGCUGACGGAAAAGAACUGAAAAUUUUACAGCAGUGUAUCUGGUGGCCUUGUCUGUGCACAACUUAUACGUAUGAAAGAAAUAUGAGAACAGCUCACAAGAAGGCUCAGUGGGUAAAGGUGCCUGUUACUAAACUUGAGAAUCUGAGUUCUGUCCCAGGGACCCAUAUGAUAGAAAUAGAAAAUUAUACCCCUGAAAAUAGAAAAUAGAAAAUUUACCUCUGAAUUCCAUGUACACAUGUGGACCCACACAUAAACCCAUUAUUUAAAAUGUAUAUACAUAUGGAGAACAACUGAAACCUUCCAAAGUGUAGUUGUAUCCCUGAUAUGCAAGCAUAUAUAGGAUAAAAUUCUGGCACUGGGCAUGGUAGGCUGUGCCUUUUAUUCUAGCACUGGGCAAGGUGGGGAUGGUAAAGGGUAGAGAAUUAUAAUGGAUAUAGUGGAUUUGAACACCACAUGGGAAGUUUGGGAUGAGCCAGUUAUAAGCAAGUAGAAUUUUCUUUGCAAGAAGAAAAGAAAAAGCUAGAGAGAUGGUUCAGCUGUUCAGAGCCCAUGCUGCUCUGCCAGAGGACCUGAGUUUGUCUCUCAGCAUCAACAUUGGCUUACAAUCAUCUGCAAUUCCAAAUCCAAGAAUUGUGAUGCCCUCUUCUGGCCUCUCUAGGUAUAGAACACAUGUGAUGCAUAUACAUAUAAAUAAAAUAAGUCUUUUAAAAAAAUUAUGUGUACAAAGCAAAUAGGAGAAAUGUGUUUUUUAAAAAAAUAUGAAAUAUCCUGUAGUCUAAUCUUGUAAGAAAAAUAAAUGUGGAGACAGAGCAAAUUUAUUUGCACAGGAUAUUUCUGGAAAUAACCUGGAGUACAAUAAAAUUAUGAGCAUUUUUAUCAUUGUUUGAUUCUUACAUGAGAUCUUUAGCUUGCAUUAUUGUUUCUUUUAUACUUCUGUUAUAAGAUUUGGUGAAUAAUGUCAUGAUUUUGCCUGCCUAUAUUUCCUGGUGCUUGAACUGCUGAAUCUAACAAAACACUAUCUCUAACAAUACAACAAUAUCCAUAUAAAGAAACAUUUGCAUUGAGGUGAUGUAAGCUUGAUUAAUUAAUUUCAGUUCAGUGGGUAUUGUUUAACGAAGUGAGGCAGUGCUUUUUCUACUUUACUGUAGAGCUGUUGGAGUCAUUGAACUGAGAGACAUUUGUAAUAAAACGGUAGACUUUUAUUUUUAUCUAGUUUGUUGGUAAAUGUGGUUCAUUUGAAAGUGAAACUGUAAACUGCUCAAAAGUACUUUCUCACUAUUACAUGCCAUUCUUUUAAAAUAUUAAUCCCUUUGCAAUUUCCUUACAUUUAUGUGAAAAAAUGGAAUGUUUCUGGUUUGUAUAGAUUUUAUAUUUUGUGCUUUUCAGUGUAUGCGUUCUAAUAAGUGUUAUGUUUCUUUUUUGUUUGUAGAUAGGAUCUUACUAUGUGUGCUUGGCUGGCCUAGAGCUUACAUAGUUCCUGCCUUUGCCUCCAAAGAGUUGGAAUUAAAACUUACACUGCCACCUCUGGCUCAAAUGA
Molecule: messenger RNA, 3434 nt
Organism: Mus pahari (shrew mouse)
Lineage: Eukaryota; Metazoa; Chordata; Mammalia; Rodentia; Muridae
Product: zinc finger protein 883-like
Exons: 4
Coding region: 79-1848 (589 amino acids)
Biological process (GO): negative regulation of transcription by RNA polymerase II
Molecular function (GO): DNA-binding transcription repressor activity, RNA polymerase II-specific
Source: RefSeq, a predicted model, not a curated record